Messenger RNA from Hemiscyllium ocellatum (epaulette shark), 2423 nucleotides. It is a transcript of the gene gnpda2, whose product is annotated as glucosamine-6-phosphate deaminase 2. Gene Ontology annotation, molecular function: identical protein binding; glucosamine-6-phosphate deaminase activity. Gene Ontology annotation, cellular component: cytoplasm. The coding region runs from base 79 to 912 and encodes 277 amino acids. NCBI's taxonomy places the organism in Eukaryota, Metazoa, Chordata, Chondrichthyes, Orectolobiformes, Hemiscylliidae. The record is from RefSeq and is a predicted model, not a curated record. The transcript is spliced from 7 exons. Gene Ontology annotation, biological process: N-acetylglucosamine catabolic process; N-acetylneuraminate catabolic process; D-glucosamine catabolic process.
GCGCGCGACCCUGGUUGUGGUUGUGGUUGUGUCAGCGGCGCGAGGAUCCCGGGGGAGAGCAAAACAUUUAUCAUCACAAUGCGUUUGGUUAUUCUUGAAGACUAUGACAAAGCCAGUGAAUGGGCAGCCAAGUACAUUUGCAAUUCAAUUGUUCAAUUCAAGCCUGGCCCAGGCCGAUAUUUUACUUUGGGUUUACCCACAGGGAGCACACCUGCUGGAUGUUAUAAAAAGCUGAUUGAAUAUUAUAAGAAUGGUGACCUCUCCUUUAAAUAUGUGAAGACAUUCAACAUGGAUGAAUAUGUUGCACUUCCGAGGGACCAUCCAGAAAGCUACCACUCCUAUAUGUGGAAUACCUUUUUCAAGCAUAUUGAUAUAGACCCAAAGAAUGCUCAUAUCCUUGAUGGCAAUGCACCAGAUCUGCAGGCAGAGUGUGAUGCUUUCGAACGGAAGAUUGCUGAAGCUGGAGGAAUUGUACUGUUUGUCGGAGGUAUUGGUCCUGAUGGACACAUUGCUUUCAAUGAGCCUGGAUCAAGUCUGGUAUCAAGAACAAGGGUGAAAACAUUAGCGAAAGAAACCAUUCUGGCAAACGCAAGGUUUUUUGAUGGUGACUUGUCAAAAGUACCUACCAUGGCAUUAACUGUAGGUGUUGGAACAGUGAUGGACGCCAAAGAGGUUAUGAUUCUCAUCACAGGAGCACACAAGGCAUUUGCAUUGUACAAGGCAAUAGAAGAGGGAGUAAAUCACAUGUGGACCGUUUCUGCCUUCCAGCAGCACCCUCAUACCACUUUUGUUUGUGAUGAUGAUGCGACCUUGGAACUUAAAGUUAAAACAGUGAAGUAUUUCCAAGGUUUGAUGCAUGUACACAAUCAACUUGUGGAACCAUUGCACAGUAUGAAAAGUUACAAUGACUAAAAAAAAUGAAUAGCAACCUUCCUGUGAUGGACGAUUGAUUAAAAUUCCAAGGACUUUAAGUGGAAUGCAAAGCAGUCUGAUUUUAUAUUAAUAAAUUGCUGUAACUAAAACAAUUUAAUUUCUUUUUGUAAAAGUAAUAUUCAAACGUUCCUCAAGUCUCACAUCUCACUCUCUUGUUGAGGAUUCUUACUACUCUGGAGACACUUGAUCUCUUCCAAGUGUUCAUAGCAGUGAGGCCUUAUAAAUCAUGGGUGUAAACAAAACAGAAGCAAGAGUAAUCCACUAGUGUUUGCAAAGAAUAAUUCCUUUCUUUACAGCAUACUGUAAAGAACUUUGCAAAUUCAUGAAGAUUGUUGCCCCUAAGCCUUGUUCUUCCCAUUUAAGUGGUAUGUGAGCUAAAAUCUGUAUGCAGUACGACUGAAAAGGUUUCCAGUAUUGUUUUCUCAGCGCGUGCAUUUUUGAUUAAACAUUUAACUUUCAUUUGUUAUUUGCUGCAUUGAAAAAGCUGUUGGAAAAAAAGUCUCAAAUCUAUGUGGCAAAUGUAUUCCAAUAAUUCCAUCUAACUAGUGUAAUAGAUCAAAACAAAUUGUACAUUCAUGCAUCCUCAUCUGUCAUAAUUGCAUAAUUUUUUUACUUUUGAGCUGUGUUUAUAACUGGAAUUAAGAUUCCAAAAUGUAAAUCUUGCAGAUGGUUUGCAAAAUACAUACCUCAUGAAUAUUUUGCAAGUUAAGUUUUUAAAACCUUUCAUAUCUAUUAUAGAUUUCUUGUCCCAUUCCAAAUAUUUAUUGCUUCAGUAGUACAUUGUAUCUUUCAUUAUACAAUAACAACUGUUACUUUGGUUCCUGUGUACAUUGUGCUGUUAGGGCAUUGAUGUGAACUUUGGUAUUUUAAUCAUGAACUCAGUUUCAACUGUAUUGUUACUCAAUCUUAAUAUGAUUGCUUCUGACCAUUGGAACAUAAUUUGGAAAAGCUAUUUGUGCUUUUUUUAAUUAAAUAGCUUGAGGUGCCAAUAACAUUAGAUGCAUUUAUGUACUGUCGGAUCAUUUCCUUUACAUUUUAGCUGGAUUAUUUCAGAAAUUCGAAUUUGGAAUCUAAUUUAACCACUUAAUUAUCGAAGUUGAUCUCUUUGGUUAUCUAAUGGUAAUUAGUUUAGAUAGAACACAUAUUUCUAUCCAGUGUUACCAAGUAUCUGCAUUAAAAACUGCAUCAUGUUCUUGUAGAUCUGAACAAACUUAUUUUAACAAUAUAGCUGUUCUUUUCCUUCAGAAUGCCAAAUGAUAUUAUUUACUAGGUAAUCUGAUCAAGCUAAUGAGAAUUGAAGGAUUGUGAAUUAUAUUUCUUUAUUUUUUAAAAUAUAUACAGUGCAUGUCAUAUACCUAUUUGAAACAGGUUUUCUGAGGGACAAAAUUGUGUAUUAUAAAACAUUAUUGUUCCAUAGGUUAUCGUUAUGCCUUAAUCUAAUAAAACUGUGCAAGUAUUUUUCAUCUCAAUAAAAAAUUUUUAUUAUUUUC